This is a messenger RNA of Exophiala bonariae, 849 nucleotides long. RefSeq lists its product as uncharacterized. The record is from RefSeq and is a predicted model, not a curated record. NCBI's taxonomy places the organism in Eukaryota, Fungi, Ascomycota, Eurotiomycetes, Chaetothyriales, Herpotrichiellaceae. The transcript has a single exon. Gene Ontology annotation, biological process: fatty acid beta-oxidation. Gene Ontology annotation, molecular function: delta(3)-delta(2)-enoyl-CoA isomerase activity. Gene Ontology annotation, cellular component: peroxisome. The coding region runs from base 1 to 849 and encodes 282 amino acids.
AUGCCACCAGUUCCACCUCUAUUUGUUCUUUCGAUUCCUCCCGGAUCUGUCGGGUCUUCGACGUCUUCCCAGCAAGGAGCAUUCGUUUGCACACAGGCGGCACCUCAGGUCUAUGUCCUGUCAUUCUCAAGCCCGCCUGAUAAUCGAUUGACUCCGGCAUUCAAUUCGACAUUCCAUUUGGCUCUCGACAUCAUUGAGCAACGCCUGCCCAAAGGAGUGGUCAUCACAACAUCAUCCAUCACCAAAUUCUAUUCCAACGGUCUGGACUAUGAGAAAGCAAUCGCAGAUCCCAACUUCUUCGCUGGAAGUUUGUUUCCGCUAUGGAGACGUCUCAUUACAUAUCCCAUGCCGACGGUGGCCAUGAUCAACGGUCAUGCCUUCGCUGGAGGACUAAUGACAGCCAUGUUCCACGACUACCGUAUCAUGAACCCUCACAAGGGCUUCUUGUGCCUCAACGAAUUGGACUUUGGCGCCUCACUCAACCCUACCAUGGUGAGUGUGUUCCGAGUCAAAUUGGGCAUGACCACUUUCAGAAACAUGGUCUUGGAAGCUAGACGAUAUCCGGCGUUGGAAGCACUUAAGGAAGGUAUCGUAGAUGGGCUAGGUGGUGCUGACGAAACAUUGGCAUUCAUUAAGGAGUUUAAACUGGUCGACAAGGCUCAAGGAACAUCAUAUGGCACAAUCAAGGAAGAACUGUACCGCGAGAUCAUCAGGGAUAUCGAUGAGAGUGCUGGCCACCCUCAGACCGUGGCAGCCAGAGAUCUGGACCGAAACCGCAGAAACUUGGAAGCGAAGAAGAGGGUGGACGAGUAUGCUGUUGCUGUUGGUGCGCCAAGGUCAAAGUUGUGA